AUGCAAGGCUUCAGCAUUCCGGACUACAAGUUGUGCCAAGAUGCGAAUCACGUAUACAUCGACGUCUCGUGUCAGGGCAUGACCAGCGAAGAUGGGAGGGCCAACAUUGCUGUCGAGGGAAGGAUCUUUGGGUUUCAUGUGGAACCGUACUAUUUGCCACUAGUUCUGCCUGGUACUGUGACCAGACCGCAUUCGGCACAGGAACUGGUGAGGAGGAUAGCGCAAGAUGCAGCGUCGAGCAGCUCGCAUAGUCAGGCAUGGCAGUUUCGAGUGACUCUGACCAAAGCGCAGCAAGGCGAGCAUUUUGAAGGAUUGGACCAGCUGCAACCGCAAUUGCUACCCGAGGAUCAGCUGAAGCAGGCGUUUGCGGAUGCUGAGCUGCAGAAGGGAUUCUUUCAGCCCUCGGAAAGUGGCGCAAGUACGGGUGCGGGUGCAAAGCAAGAGGACGAGUGGACCAACGAGGCGGCCAAAGCGCUUUUGCAGCAAGCACUACGCGAUCAACGACUGACCACGGUCAAUGAGGAUGAUGGAGAGGCGGCAAUCACUACCCCAGCGGCAUCUAGCAGGACGAAAGGGCAAAGCUCUUCGGGAAAAGGGUUUGGAUUUGGAUUCAGGAGCAGCUUCCAGGGCUCUCUCAUUCCAGCAGGAUGUGCGGAUAGAGGCAAUGUACUCGAGGUGUCGGAUCCGGAUUCGACAGAACCGGCCAAACGCGAACAAGUGGCGCUGGCUUUCGAAGAGCAGCGUUGGGAUGAAGGCAUCUACAUGGCUGAUUUCUUGGAUAUCGACGGCGAGUUGGCGCACCUGCUUCGCUUCCAGCCAUGCAUACCUCUAGGCAGCAGUUGCAAUACGGCAACUUGGGAUGCUAGUACGGAUAUCGAAGCGCUCGCCCUCAUUGUCCAAUUGCUGUUUGCGCUCAGCUACGACGACCGAACCAACCAAGGUGAGCCAACCGUCGAAUCUGGAUGGACGAUCGCCAAGCUCUCUCGUUCGCUGGCGGCGUCAACACUGCCGCAGACAGCAUCGACGCCUCUACCGUCUCCCGAAAGCGUAGUAGCCUCGACGCUGAUUGGAUGCAUGCGUAGAGCACUCACCGUCCCGCUAUACCGACACUGGGAGCUGGCAGAGAUGUGCAUCGACGACGCACUGCGACGAAUCGAAGCGGGCAGUGCUUACGUCGUCGAGUGUCUCGAUCAGAUCGCGACCCGUAUGGAGGAGGGGAAAGAUGCGAUUCUCUCUCGCUUGUCUGAGGUGUGGAUUGCUCCCCUUCUUGCUCAGCCACCGAGCCAAACGCAACUGGACCAGCUCAGCAGAGCCAUUCGAACUGUCAUCCGCCAAGGAAAUGCCAUCUCAAAAGAGGCAGUCGGAGGCGAAUCAUGGCAUCUCCAACUCUUGCAACAGGCAGCAGAACAGUCAUUGCAAGAUGGCCAAGGUGAAUUUGUAUAA
Molecule: messenger RNA, 1443 nt
Organism: Ustilago hordei
Lineage: Eukaryota; Fungi; Basidiomycota; Ustilaginomycetes; Ustilaginales; Ustilaginaceae
Exons: 1
Coding region: 1-1443 (480 amino acids)
Biological process (GO): box H/ACA snoRNP assembly
Cellular component (GO): cytoplasm; nucleoplasm
Source: RefSeq, a predicted model, not a curated record